AUGGCAAACACAAGUAGUCCUAUACAUCUGGAAUUGAAAAACUGGUGCAGGGGUGAGGGACUAGAUGUAACCCAUGCCCUCAUGGUUCACAGGGUUCCUGAAGAUACAGAUGUAUCUGAUAUUGAGACCGUGCUGGAAACCGUAAAAUCCUUAGGCAAAGUUAGAGUAAGAGGGAAAAUGUUUGAUGCCACAAACGAAACUGUGAAAGUUUUGUGUGAAUGUCGUGAAGUUGUAGAUCACUCCAGAGUUCCACCUGAAAUUCCAUCACUAACAGAAGGUGAAAUUUGGGGAAUCAUUGUAGCUCAGCCAGACGAAGCUAGUUCAGAUGGGUUUGCACAGAAAUUAGCCCAAUUUCUUCAAGAGGAAGGAAAAACAGUUGAUGAUGUCCACCAAAUGUGGAAUCCCGGAACUUCCUGGAAUAACAACCCAGAAUCUAUCAUACGAGCAGUAGGUGAUGUGCUGCACAAGGCAGCAAAACCUACAGAGAGUCAUAACUAUCGCCGAUUAAGGACCUUCUCAGGUGUUAAUCCAACCCCACAGGGAGAAGAGUGUUUAGACAGCUGGCUUGAACAAGCUAAGUUCAUGACAGAGGAGUACGAGUGCUCAGAAAAGGAAAAGAGACGCAGGUUAAUUGAGAGCCUCAAAGGUCCUGCUUUAGAGAUUAUUCAAGCAGUCCGCUUGUCCAACCCCAAUGCCAGUCAUAUAGAAUAUAUACAGGCAAUAGAAAGCACCUUUGGCACCGCAGAGUCAGGAGAAGAUCUAUAUCUGCAUUUCAGAUCCCUUCAUCAGAGAUCUGGCGAGCGGUUGUCUGAUUUUCUGCGAAAGAUCCCUUUCCAAAGUAAUUCAGAGAGGUGGUCUACCAGUGAGCGAAGCUAA
Messenger RNA from Melanotaenia boesemani (Boeseman's rainbowfish), 876 nucleotides. RefSeq names its product paraneoplastic antigen Ma1 homolog. Bases 1 to 876 code for a protein of 291 amino acids. NCBI's taxonomy places the organism in Eukaryota, Metazoa, Chordata, Actinopteri, Atheriniformes, Melanotaeniidae. The record is from RefSeq and is a predicted model, not a curated record. The transcript has a single exon.